AUGCGCGUCACUUCCGGAUCCUGGCGCGGGAUGGCUGGCGGGCGCGGACGGGUCUCCCGGAGCCGGCGGGGGCCCAUGGCGGCUGGGAGGGGGGCGCUGGGGCUCCGCGCCCCCGAGGAGGCGGUGAACCGCUGGGUGCUGCAGUUCUACUUCCACCAGGCCGUGGGGGCCUAUCGGGCCCGUCGGAACCGGGACUUCCGCGAGUUCCGCGACGUGAUGCAGGCUCUGCUGCUGCGGCCCCUGGUUAAGGAGCCUGCAAUCUCCCGGCUGCUCCGGAUUAUGCAGUUUCUUUCAAGAAUUGAGGAAGGAGAGAACCUAGAUUGCACCUUUGAUACAGAGUCAGAGCUCACUCCUCUUGAAUCUGCAAUCGGUGUGCUGGAGCUGAUUGAGAGAGAAUUUCCUGUGUCUGAGGUGGCAAUGGAAUCUGUUAGAAAAAUGGUGAAGCAAGCUGCUGUUAUCAUUUGUAUUAAAAAGAGAGAGUUUGAUAAAGCCUCAAAAAUUCUGAAAAAAAACAUGGCAAAGGAUCCCAGCACCCAGAAACUGAGGACAGAGUUGCUCAGCAUUAUCCGUGAGAAGAAUUUGUCUCAUACGAUGAUCCGAAAUUUUUCCUACAAGACUUUUCAGCAGAGUGCGUUCCAGUUCUUGGAGACCUACCUGGAGGAUUCAGAGCCCUUUCUCUUGACCAUGGCGAAAAAGACUUUGAAUUCAGAAUAUAUUGAUGAAACUAAGAAGCUGGCAUUAGUUCCAGAGCCUGUGGAAGUAGUGGCGCCAAAGCCUGUGGAAGUAGCUAAGCAGCCACCAGCGGUCGCUCCAGACAGUGUGGAAGUAGCUAACCAGCCACCUGCGGCGGCUCCAGACAGUGUGGAAGUAGCUAAGCAGCCACCAGCGGCGGCUCCAGACAGUGUGGAAGUAGCUAAGCAGCCACCAGUGGUCGCUCCAGACAGUGUGGAAAUGUCUUCAAAUGACUUUGAGAGACUCAAGAGGCAGAGAGAAGAGGAGAAUCCACCCUUGGAGACCUCUGAGACCUCAGACAUCCCUAAAUCCCCUCCAAAGAGUAAACGCUUGUUCACGAUAAGCAGAUUGAUUAUGGAGCAGGACAGCCAGAGCACUGACUUGAGUGAGACCCCAGACUCCUCCCAGGAGCCAGUGGUAUCGUCUGCAUUCAGGACUCGUGUUCAAAAGCCAGAUGUUCAGCGUGUAUCUUCCAGAAGUCCCAAGCCACUGAAAGCAAGAUGGAACACCUCGAAUGGGCAAGAAGAAAAGGACACAUGGAGUGAGGAAGAUGAGCUCUUCGUGGACAAGAAGUCCCCUGGGAGAAAUAGCCACAGCUCUUCAAUCCUCGGUUCCAAGAAGCAGAGGUGGACAGUACAGGAAAGCGAGUGGAUCAGAGAAGGAGUGAAGAAGUUUGGAGAAGGGAACUGGAAAAUCAUUUGCAAAAAAUUCCCCUUUGAGAACCGCACCUCGGUGAUGAUUAAGGAUCGCUGGCGGACCAUGAAAAAGCUGGGACUCCACUGAAAACAGCAGUUGAGGAACUCUUAGAGUGACACUUGCUCUCAUUUCUCUCCAAAAGAUGGACCAAAGCAACAACUGCCAUGGGAGGAAGCUUGUAGUCCCCUUCCUAGCAAUGUGAUAGGAAUGAUGUGAAGACUUGUUAUGGCUGCUUGGGAGAGCUGAAUGCUACAGCUGGAAGAAGCAAAGUUUAACUAGAGCUUGGGAAACCUUCCUAGUUCUUGUAUUUAGCUGGAGUCACUAAAUUUAGGUCUUUGUCUGUCAACAGAAGCAACACAGCCUGAGUAACUAUGGAAAUAGUCUAGUAAAAGUGCUACAAUGCCGACAUUUUGUGUAUGUUCAGAAACAGCGAGGACUCUGGCAGCCUUUGCCCUAUGAGCAUUCGAGCUGGAACCUGAGUGGCCUGUAGCUGGGUCGCAGCUUUCUCUACUCAGAUGCUGGUUGAAUGGCAGGAUAAUCCUGUCACCGACUGGUUUAUCUAUAUUCAUUUUCUUAAACCGAUUGUGAAUCACUUGGCUGAUCGGCUUUCUCCAUCUGCCCCUCCCAGAGGGGAAAGCAGCAGUGUAGGCUGAGCUGUUGCUGAGUUGCACCGGCAGAAGUCUGGUUUCUUGGCAAGGGGACUGGCGUUUGUUUCCACAUUUCUCUGCUGUGUACAUUUUUAUAUUGAGUGGGGAUUUCUUCCUCCACAUUUUUUUGAUGCUUUAAAAUAGAUGUUUUGUUUUGUCUUUGUGCUCAUUAGUUUCUAGAGUGUUUGGAGCCAGAUGUCAUCAAGUUAAAAGUUAGUGUUCAGUUGGUUUGACUUGCCUCCUUCUUCGUAAAAUUCCCUUCCUUGUGUCUGUUUCCUGGAGUAGUGCAUUAUCUCUGAAAGGUCUCUGGGGAUCUCUGGCAGGCCCCAGACAUGCCUUGCCUUCUAAUGCCAAGUCCGAUCCCAUGUCUGAACCCAUCAUGUAAAAUAAAGCAGUUCCUGUGUUGGAUAUAACAAUUGC
Messenger RNA from Emys orbicularis (European pond turtle), 2495 nucleotides. RefSeq names its product telomeric repeat binding factor 2 (gene TERF2). Gene Ontology annotation, biological process: protection from non-homologous end joining at telomere; negative regulation of telomeric D-loop disassembly; regulation of telomere maintenance via telomerase. The coding region runs from base 1 to 1515 and encodes 504 amino acids. The record is from RefSeq and is a predicted model, not a curated record. The transcript is spliced from 10 exons. Lineage: Eukaryota; Metazoa; Chordata; Testudines; Emydidae. Gene Ontology annotation, molecular function: G-rich strand telomeric DNA binding; protein homodimerization activity; double-stranded telomeric DNA binding. Gene Ontology annotation, cellular component: chromosome, telomeric region; shelterin complex; nucleus.